CCCCCACCCGACCACCCACCCAUCCACCCACCCACGUCUCAUCAACAUUUCGCAGUGCCACAGUUGAGCCACCCACCACCCACACACCCGCCCACACUGCACCCAGGAGGCUGCUUCCUUUGCCGCCCAUCCAGCCGCCCACCCAGCCGCCCACCCAGCCGCCCACCCAGCCGCCCAGCUGGACAUACAGCAUAUCUGACGGACGUUUAAAAGCUGAGAUGCUGGGAGAGGUCCUAGUGUUGACUUUUAUGGUGUUGGGCGUGUCAGGAGAGUGUGGUGAAGGUACUGGUGAUAGUGAUGGUGACGACAGUGAGUGUCCCUCUGGAUAUGGGACGGUGGUGCGAGUCCGCAGGAAGGCAGCGGACUUGACGCUGUUGUGGCCGGAUGCUGUGGUCCCUUAUACCUUCCUGGCCCCUGAGCCUGAGAGAGGGGUCGUGUUGAAGGGUGUACAACACUGGGAGCAACACACCUGCCUCAGGUUUCUUCCGUCAACGACACACAACUUGCCACACCUGCAGUUCCGCAAGCUGGCCGGAUGCCGCAGUGGGGUCGGCAUCGAGGCCGCCAGUGGCCAGAACAUCUCCAUCGGCGACAACUGUAAUAAGGUGGGCAUCGUGGUUCACGAGAUUGGGCAUGCCAUUGGUUUCUACCACGAGAUACGUCGUCCUGACCGGGACGACCACGUGGUCGUUAACGAGAACAACAUCCUCAAGAACGAACUCUUCAACUUCUACAAGCUUCACUGGCUCGAUGUCUCCAUCAAGUACGACCUGUCCUCCGUCAUGCACUACCACACACUGGAGUGGACUGCUAACGAGCGGACGACGGUGGCUACGCGCGACCCGACGUUGCAAGGACUGAUAGGACUGUGGAAGCAGGAGUCGAGCCGAGGUCUUCCCCACAGAGACAAACUCCUGGCCAACACAGUCUAUGGCUGCCUUGAUCAGUGGCUGGCCCAGUGUAACCUGAACCGCAACCCGUGUGAGAACGAGGGUUACCUGGACCAGGCGUGUACCUGUGUGUGUCCUCCUGGUACCACCGGACGUACCUGCCAGAUCAUCACUGGAGGUUAUUAUGAUCACUUGAAGUCACCUUGCAGUCAGGAUGUCACCUACCCCACCAUCCUUACCUCACCUGAUUACCCCAACAACUACGACCCAGACACAUGGUGCGUGUACCGUCUGGAGGCACCAGAGUGCCAGGCACCACAGGUGGAGGUGCUGGACUUCCAGCUGGGUCCUCGGGACAUGAGGGACCAGUGCUACCACGACUAUCUGGAGAUACGGAACGACUCCCUCUACGAUGGUUUUCUGUGA
Molecule: messenger RNA, 1316 nt
Organism: Cherax quadricarinatus
Lineage: Eukaryota; Metazoa; Arthropoda; Malacostraca; Decapoda; Parastacidae
Source: RefSeq, a predicted model, not a curated record